Messenger RNA from Diuraphis noxia (Russian wheat aphid), 2602 nucleotides. It is a transcript of the gene okr, whose product is annotated as DNA repair and recombination protein RAD54-like okr. Gene Ontology annotation, biological process: double-strand break repair via synthesis-dependent strand annealing; reciprocal meiotic recombination. NCBI's taxonomy places the organism in Eukaryota, Metazoa, Arthropoda, Insecta, Hemiptera, Aphididae. Gene Ontology annotation, molecular function: ATP binding; DNA translocase activity; hydrolase activity, acting on acid anhydrides. Gene Ontology annotation, cellular component: nucleus. The record is from RefSeq and is a predicted model, not a curated record.
CUAAAAAUUAAAUAGACUAGACAGGUAAGUUUUAAAUUCAAUAAGUCAUUUAGUGAACUUUGGUAAUAUCAUGGACUGAAUCAAAUCGAUUGAAUAUUGAAUGUCGCUUUUCAUUUAACAAUGAUAUUAAUAACUGGUUUACGUCAUAUUAGUUGAAGUACUAUGCAAUUUAAUAAAUAAUUUAUCAUCUUGAAAUUACAUUUAUAUUUUGCAUUAUUCAAUAACCACACUAAUCAGUAAUCAUGCGCCGAAGUUUAGCUCCAAGCCAAGUCAAUAAGCGACCUUUAAGUGAUUCAAAUCAAUCUAAAAGAGCUUGUGUAAAAUAUAGUGACCAGUCACAAAAAACUGAACAAAAUUCAAAAGUAGAUGACCAAUCUAUGACACUUUCCUUUUAUGAACAAAAUAUAAGAAAUAUAUUAUCAAAGCCGUUUAAAGUGCCAAUAGCGAAUUGGAGUGGUACCAGUUACAGUAGAGCAUUAGGUGUUCGUCGUGAUGGCUUACGUCGACCUUUACAUGACCCUACUGCUCCAGAUGCUCUUAUUUUGUAUAUUCCUCCACAAAUUAGCGCCCAUGAUAUUUUAAAAAUGGACAAAGAUAAAAUAUUAGUUAAUGUUGUUGUUGAUCCAGCAUUAUCAAAAAUACUUAGGCCCCAUCAAAGAGAAGGAGUUAAGUUUAUGUAUGAAUGUGUUACGGGAGUACGUAUAGAAGGUGCAUAUGGAUGCAUUAUGGCAGAUGAAAUGGGAUUAGGAAAAACUUUGCAAUGCAUAACUCUAAUGUGGACUCUUUUGAAACAAGGACCAGAUGCUUCACCUACUAUUCACAAAGCUAUAAUAGUUACUCCUAGUUCUUUAGUAAAGAAUUGGUGUAAUGAAAUAACAAAAUGGCUUGGUGGUCGAAUUGGAGCUUUACCUGUUGAUGGAGGAGGCAAAGAACAAGUGGACAAAGUAAUUACUGGGUUUGUUCAAGCUAGAGGACGUAGAACUGUUGAUCCAAUUUUAGUUAUAUCAUAUGAAACUUUCCGUAGCCAUGCAAGUUUGUUACAAAAUGCAGAAGAUAUAGGUCUUGUGUUAUGUGACGAGGGACAUAGAUUAAAAAAUUGUGAAAAUCAAACUUAUCGUUCUUUAAUGGCUUUAAAAGCAAAACGAAGAGUUCUAUUAUCAGGCACACCAAUCCAAAAUGAUUUACUUGAAUAUUUUAGUCUUGUAAAUUUUGUUAAUGAAGGCAUCUUAGGGACAGCUCAAGAAUUUCGUCGCCAGUUUGAAACACCUAUUGCACGAGGUCAAGAUUCCUGUGCUACUGAUUCGGAACGCAAAAAAGCAGCAGAGCGUUUAGAACAAUUGAUAUCAUUAGUAAAUAGGUGUCUAAUUAGACGUACCUCAGCAUUACUUUCCAAAUAUUUACCAGUUAAAACUGAACAUGUUGUUUGCAUAAAAUUGACACCACUACAAACUGAUUUAUACCUACAUCUUCUUAAAUCCGAUAUGGUCACUAAAUCAAUUAAAAGUAAUGAUGGGAAAGUUACUAGCAAUGCAUUAGCUGCUAUUACAUUGCUCAAAAAGUUAUGUGCUCAUCCAGAUCUUAUAGUAGAUAAAAUAAUGAAUGGAACUGAUGGAUUUGAAAAUUCAAAACAUCUACUACCUCCAUCGUACAUUGCAGCUCAUUCCAAAAAAAAACUCAUGAUUGAAUUAUCAUCCAAAUUAAUGGUCCUCGACACAAUGUUGGCUGUUAUAAAAACUACCACCACUGAUCGUGUGGUAUUGAUUUCUAAUUAUACUCAAACAUUGGAGUUAUUUGAAAGACUUGCUAAAUUAAGAAACUAUACAUUUGUUAGAUUAGAUGGAUCCAUGACUGCUAAGAAAAGAGCAAAAGCUGUAGAUGAUAUUAAUAGCCCUACUAGUGGUGUAUUUUUGUUUAUGUUGAGUUCAAAAGCUGGAGGUUGUGGAUUAAAUUUAAUUGGCGCUAAUAGGUUAGUAAUGUUUGAUCCCGAUUGGAAUCCUGCUAAUGAUGAUCAAGCAAUGGCUAGAGUAUGGAGAGAUGGCCAAAAAAAACCUUGUUUUGUAUAUCGAUUUUUAGCUACUGGAAGUAUUGAAGAAAAAAUGAUGCAAAGACAGGCACACAAAAAAGCCUUGAGUUCUAGUGUAGUUGACUGUGAAGAAGAUGUUGCAAGGCAUUUUACAGUUUCUGAAUUACGUACAUUAUUUAAUCUACGGCAAGAUACUAUUAGUGAUACACAUGAAAAAAUUAAAUGCACCCGUUGCAUUAAUAAUAUCCAAACAAAACUACCUCCAGUAGAUAGUGAUUGUACAAAUGAUCUUUCUUGUUGGCAUCAUUGUGCAGAUAAACGAUGGCUUGUUGACCCAGUACUAAAGCAAUGUUGGCAUGCUGGCAUCAGUAUGGUGUUUUAUCAAAAUUCUACAAUUUAUAAAGAGAAACCAAUUGUUGAAGAGGGCAAUGAUGAAGUUGACAAAAAGGAAGAAGAAAAUAAUAAAACUUAAAAUAUAAUAUGUUGAUCAAAGACUGGGUGAAGAUAAUUCUUCUUGCAAUACGUGAUAUUCGACUCCAUAUUCCAUUAAUUGUUUUGAUAAAUCAGUUGUAAAUACCU